AACGCAAUUUCUAAAAAAAAUCAAGAGUUAUGGAAACCUUAAAAGUUUUAUUUGCAAUUGUUGGAAUAAUUUCCAUCUACAAUUUGAAUAUUUUCAUAGAAGGAGAGGAUGCUGAAGUGGGCGAUUGUUACUAUCCUUGUACCUACAUUUUUCUCCCAGUUAACUGCAGUUUGCGGAUACAAUGGAAAUGAAUACAAAUAUUUUGGUAACGAAUGUUUCAUGAAGGGAUACAAUGAAUGCAAUGAAGAGAAUUUCGAGGAAAGUGAUGAAAGCAACUGUCUGGAAUUUAAUGAAGAAGAAACUUUUGCAAGAAAUGUAAAGUUGGAUCAUUCUAAUUCAAUUGAGUGAAAAAGCUGACC
Clunio marinus is the source of this 359-nucleotide messenger RNA. NCBI's taxonomy places the organism in Eukaryota, Metazoa, Arthropoda, Insecta, Diptera, Chironomidae. The record is from the annotation of a GenBank genome assembly.